This is a messenger RNA of Caenorhabditis sp. 36 PRJEB53466, 2039 nucleotides long. The record is from the annotation of a GenBank genome assembly. Lineage: Eukaryota; Metazoa; Nematoda; Chromadorea; Rhabditida; Rhabditidae.
AUGAGCUCAGUGUCGCCAACGACAUCGCCAGAAGACGGAGAAUAUGAGAAAAGGACCGAGCAAUACGAGAACAUCAAAGUGAGCCCGUGUCUUUCCAUUCUUCCCACUCUUUGUUUUCAGCACAUUCCGUUCUUCUUCCUGUUCCUGUGCACAUUGUGCAUGUGCACCAUAUACGCGAAUCCGACCGUAUACCAGUCGACCGUCAACUUCCUGCACGAAUUCAGAAACUCUUCCGAAUCCGACUGUGGGUCUCCUCUUUUAUACUCCGCUAUCUUAUCGGUUGCGAAAUGCGCUGAUUUCUGAUCGUAUCUGUGAGAAAAACUGCGAAUGGGCGCGGCGGCAGCAGGAUGAGAAAAGGGAAGAAGAAGGAAGAGACUGCGUUCGUGUUGACUGUAGGCAAGACUACAGGGACUAGAGACUUGCAAAAUGACACUACGGAUUUAUUGGAAAAAGUUCAAAACAAGUUGACGGCUAUUUCAGUUUAUGAAGAGAUCGACAACCAAUAUGAUCCCGGGAAACAGACGUCUCGUGACGUCAUCGUCAAGUAUGUCUACUACCUUUCGAAUCCCCAGAAGGAGUCGCUGAUUACUGUAACGUCUGUGGGCACGGUCAUUGCGGCAACUCCAAUCACCUAUGCGUACAAUAACAUGGGAUUCAGGUUGAGGACCUGAACGGAUGUCGAGAUUUCGUAGGAUUUCAGAAGAAGCUUCGUGAUGUGUGCGUUCCUGAGCGUAGUUCCGGCCCUGUUCUUCCCCUCGUGCGUGAACGCAAAGACCUAUCUGCUGGCCAUCAUCCUGAGAAUCUUCCAAGGUAUUCCAACAGCUGCCGACGUCUUCCAGACUCUCUUCAAGGUUUCUCCCUGGCCGCGUUCAUCCCGUACGUCUGCAAGCUCUCAGUCUUCAUUCCGUUCGACCACAUCGCCGUUCCGAUCAUCGUCUUCGCCUACGCGCACAUCUCCGAAAUCUUCGUUCAUCCGAUUGUCUCCCACAUGGCCGCUUCUUCGAUUGGAUGGCAUUCUGCUCAUUACGGAGCAGUUAUCACCAUCGCUCUCGUCUUUUUCAUAUUCGUUCUCAUUCAUUUCGACGAGGACUUCAAAGAGAGGGCAGUUACUAUCGGAUUCUGCAAUGUAAGUUCUUGGGAGAAUGGUUUUCAACUCCAAAUGCUCCCUUUAGGCCAUGUUCGAAUACGAACGCACUCGUUCCCGUACUUUCGACCUUCGAAUUCCCUAUCUAUCUAUCUACCAAGACUUCCGCAUCUGGGUCAUCUUCUUCACGUCCUUCGCGUACGGCUGUGCUCUCCAACUCUUUUAUCAGUUCGGACCCACUUUCUUCCACAAAGUCGUCGGCCAUUCCGAGAUCUCUUCCGCCUAUUUCACAAUCAUUGCUCCGAUUCUGAACCUGGUCACUUCGGUGUCUUCCAUUUAUUUAUACAAAAAAUUGGCGUAAGUUCUCUUAGUUCCAGUGUAUUCCAAAGUAUUAUGUUUCAGAAAUGCGGAGAAGAACAAGAUGCGUUUCUUCAAUACAAUCGCAUUCGGAAUGUGCGGAAUAUUCCUAUUUGCGCUCGGCUUCUUCGAUCCCGUCAAUCACAAAUACCUUGUCACGGUACUUGCUUCGAUCGUUCCCCAUCUGAAGUAUUCUCUUCUUAGGGCAUGUACAUACUAGCUUCCUCUCUUCUCGGAUGUGCAUACGCCGGUCAUCUGCGAAUGAAUCAACUGAGAUCCGGCCAUCUCCAUCUUUUCCUUCUCGUCAACAUCUUCAUUGUCAACUCGACUGCCAUGUUCUUCUCAUCCUUGCUCAAUGUUCUGAUUGCUGAGAACACGGAUUACGGUAACACUCCGCUCCCUUCCCUCAUUUCUCCCAAAUUACACUUCAGCUUCCUGGUCCACACUCUUCAUCGUCCACGCCGUUUUCCUCAUCAUUGCCAAUAUCAUCUUCUUCUUUUUCUGCUCCUCGGAAAGAGCGCCGUGGGCCAGAGAGGGUUACGAGGACUCUUCGAUCCAGCCGUAUCGCGAUGAGCCUCUGCCCCAGUUCCCGCUGUAA